Molecule: messenger RNA, 1978 nt
Organism: Oncorhynchus tshawytscha (Chinook salmon)
Lineage: Eukaryota; Metazoa; Chordata; Actinopteri; Salmoniformes; Salmonidae
Product: CAP-Gly domain-containing linker protein 3
Exons: 15
Coding region: 165-1850 (561 amino acids)
Biological process (GO): cytoplasmic microtubule organization
Cellular component (GO): nucleus; microtubule plus-end; cytoplasm
Molecular function (GO): microtubule plus-end binding
Source: RefSeq, a predicted model, not a curated record
GUGGUCCAUGGGCGCUCGCGCCCGUGACGCAGGCACAGAGAAAGACCUUCGCAGCAGUACAGCAGCAUCUUCAGCACCAUUGCAGUUCUCAUCUAGCUGAACCGCGAGGAAAAGCUUGAGAUAAUCGACAAGGCUUGUUUUGAGGCCUGGCAACAUCUAGCAGAAUGACUAAAGAGCAGACUGCCGAGGUGGAGGAGGAGGCCCAGCCUGCCUCUGAGUACCAGAGCCCAGUUCAUGAGCCCCGGAAGAGGCCCAUGGUCCACCCAUCUGCACAGGCCCCCCUCCCCAAAGACUAUGUCUUCACAUUCUUUGACCCAAAUGAUCCUGCGUGUCUGGAGAUCCUGCUGGAUCCGCGCACCACCAUCCCAGAGCUUUUCGCCAUCAUCCGUCAGUGGGUCCCACAGGUCCAGCACAAGAUCGACCUCAUCGGAAACGAGAUCUUGAAGCGUGGUUGCCAUGUCAAUGACCGUGAUGGACUGACAGACAUGACCUUGCUCCACUACAGUUGCAAAGCCGGAGCCCAUGGUGUUGGUGACCCUGCCGCUGCCCUCAGGCUGUCCAAUCAGCUCAUUUCCCUGGGGGCAGACGUCAGUCUCCGCAGCCGCUGGACCAACAUGAACGCCGUGCACUAUGCUGCAUACUUCGACGUGCCAGAGCUGAUUCGCAUUCUCCUCAAGGCCUCCAAACCUAGAGUACUGAAUUCCACCUGCAGUGACUUCCACCAUGGCACAGCCCUGCACAUUGCUGCCUCCAAUCUGUGUCUGGGAUCAGUCCAGUGUCUGCUAGAGCAUGGAGCCAACCCCACUGUCAGGAAUGAUAAAGGGCAGGGGCCAGCCGAGGUGGUCCCUGACCCCAUGGACAUGACUCUGGACAAAGCGGAGGCGGCCAUGGUGGCCAAGGAGCUGAAGCAGCUGCUGCUGGACUCUGUGCCACUCAGCUGCAACCUGCCCCGUGCCACCCUGCUCAACUACGACAACAUCCCUGGCAACCUCAUGCUCACCUCCAUCGGCCUGAAACUGGGCGACCGUGUGGUGCUGGACGACAUGAAGCUCCCCAAAAAAUCGAGCAGUGAUGAAAUUGACAUCUCAGCUCUGCAUCACCUGAAGCAGACAGGCACCCUGCGCUUCUGUGGGACCACGGAGUUCGCCAGUGGCCAGUGGGUGGGGGUGGAGCUGGACGAGCCAGAGGGCAAGAACGACGGAAGUGUGGGAGGGGUGCGUUACUUCAUCUGCCCCCCCAAACUGGGUAUCUUUGCUCCAGUGUCAAAAAUCGCUAAAGCUGUUGAGCUGGCCCCCUCCUCUGUCACCUCCACACCCAAGACACCCCGCAUGGACUUCUCCCGCGUCACAGGAAAGAACAAGAAAGAAAAGAAGGAAAUAAUGGAGAGAGAGAAAGCUCUGAGGAAGAAGUCUAUGUCCGUAGCCAGUCUGGACCCGGAUGGGGUGAAGGUGGAACUUGGAGAUCAGGUGCUGGUUGCUGGUGUGAAGCAGGGAAUCAUACGCUAUUACGGAAAGACAGACUUUGCCCCAGGUUACUGGUUUGGUGUGGAGCUGGAGAAUCCCACAGGAAAGCAUGAUGGGUCUGUUUUUGGUGUCCGCUACUUCAACUGCAUGCCCAAGUACGGGGUCUUUGCACCCCCAUCUCGCGUGCAGAGAAUCUGCGGACCAAAGGAUGGUCAUAGCGGCGACGGCACGAUGGUGAAGAAAGUCCACCAGGUGUCUAUGAACCAGCCAAGGCGUAAAUUCAACACGGUGAGGUCACCCAAGGACAUCACCUCUGAGAAUUCAAUAUCAAGAUUGCUGUUCUGCUGCUGGUUCCCCUGGAUGCUGCGAGCCGAGAUGCAGUCCUAACAACACUCUCCUUCCUCCUCCUCUUCCUCCUCCUCAAAGGAUCUACUGCUCUCCUCCUCUUAAUGUCCAUCUUUCAUUUGUGCUUUCCUCUGGCUGUUGCUGUCAGAAUUACAGUAGUGAACCACCGC